UUUUCAACCGGAAGAAUGUGAAUAGAGGAAGAAGAGCAACCGUUGUUCACCAUCAUUGCAGCCUCUCAAAGCACAUUUCGCAGUUUUUGAUUAGAGCACGUUGUUAGCCUGCAUGCGUCGAGUUGACUAAGUCCGUGUUCUUUUAAACGUUUUACACUUGGUGCGUUUGUCAUUUUAAAUCGACGUAUUGAGGUUUUUUUCCCCCUCUGACGUUUGAAUAACUGUCUCGCGGAUAUCGGUGGCGCGUUUAUCGCCAUUUUGCGCGUUCAACGACUCGAAACCAGCAAAAAGAAUGGCCGAGGCGGACCGACCGGGGAAGCUCUUCAUCGGUGGACUGAACACAGAGACCACCGAGAAGGCCUUGGAGCAGUACUUCAGCAAAUAUGGCAGGAUUGUCGAAGUGCUUCUAAUGAAGGACCGCGAAACCAACAAAUCGAGGGGCUUUGCAUUUGUUACCUUUGAAAAUCCGGCAGAUGCAAAGGAUGCAGCCCGUGAGAUGAAUGGAAAGUCUCUGGAUGGCAAGCCUAUUAAAGUGGAGCAAGCUACAAAGCCUCAGUUUGAGAGUGCAGGCAGACGAGGGCCUCCAUCCAUGCAUCCUCGGAGCCGGGGACCUCCAAGAGGACCUCGUGGGUCAAGGGGAGGCAUGAGGGGUCCCCCAUCUAGAGACUACUAUGAUUCAGAAGAUGGAGAUGGCUACUUUGAUCGGAUGUCGUCCAGAGGGCCCCCUCCAAUGAAACGAGGUCCCCCAGUUCGCAAUGGAGGUCCUCCCCCCAAGAGGUCUGCCCUAUCCGGUCCCAUGAGCAGGCCUUCUAUGUCCAGAGACCGGGAUCCCUAUGGCCCCCCACCUCGCAGAGACUCCAUGUCCAGGAGGGACGAUUAUCAGUCACCAAGAGACGACCAUUACAACCCUAAAGACGGAUACUCUAGUCGGGAUUACAGCUCAAGGGACCGGGACUACGGACCUCCCCCCAGAGAUUAUUCAUACAGAGAAUAUUCUAACUCUGGCUCCAGAGAUGAUUAUGGCUCAAUGUCAAGAGGAUACAGUGACCGCGAUGGUUAUGGAGGCGGCCGAGAGCCAAGAGGCUACAUGGAUCGUCCCAGUGGCGGCUCCUACCGAGAUUCCUAUGAUGGUUAUGGUAACUCUCGCAGCGCCCCACCCUCACGGGGCCCCCCACCAUCCUAUGGUGGAGGCGGCGGAAGCAGUCGUUACGAUGACUAUGGCAGCAGCUCCCGGGACGGCUAUGGCAGUCGUGACAGUUACCCCAGCAGCCGGAGUGACCCAUACCCUCCCAGCCGUGGAGAGAGAAUGGGCAGGCAGGAAAGGGGCCCGGCCCCCCCUGGCGAGAGAGGCUACCCUCCUCGUGACUCGUACGGCUCAAGUCGCGGAGGGCCUCGCGGCGGCCGCGGUGCCGGUCGGCCCGAUAGAGGAAUGGCUCGCAGCAGAUACUAAAAAAAUGGACUUGGAAGUCUCAUUAAUGCAAACUCUGACCUUCGUUCAUACGUGACACAUGUUUUGGAAGAAAUCUGAUGAAUACAAACAAAAUGUGUCUAACUCUGUGACUUAGGAAACUUAGCUUUGUAUCUUUACUUUUCCCGUUUUUAUGUGAUUUUUUUUUUUUUUUUUUCCUUUAUUUUUUUUUUAUAUAUAGUAUUUCUUUACCUAUGUCACAGUGUAGUUAUCAAGUGUUUUUUGUCGGCUCAGUGUGAUUCGAUUCUGCAAUGCCCUAUAAAUAUGGCUUUCGUACGUUAAUAAAGCUUUUAGUUGUAACUCUACAUCUCCUCAUCAAUUAUUCACCUCGAGAUUUCUGACAUGAAUGUGGGGGGGGGGGGGGGAAAGUGACAACAGCAUCCAUCAACUUUGCAAAGCUCUGUAAUGCAUAGGUGAGUCUGUUCGUGCUAUAUGAUGGAGUGGAAUGAAAUAUUCUUAAACACAUGUGCUUCCGACUGGACACUACUGUUUGCAAGAUGGGGGGGAAAAAAAUGUUACUGUCAAAAUGUUCCAAUGUAGUUCCCCUUGGAAAUGGAUCCGUCACCCUUGAGCAAUUUGACGGCACACAACGACAAAACCAAAGGCAACAAGCAAACACAACUCGACCGAUAGUCAUCAGCUGGUAAGCAAAGCAAACCUCUUUGUUUCUCACCUGUAAAUGAGUUAACCAUUGUCCUGUAUUACUCAAUCUUCACUCCAGACAACUGUCGCCUCAGGGAACAAUGCAAUACGGAGGUCAACUGAAAUAAGCCCCUUUUAAUUGCUUUUAGCAGGUAAAUUUUUAGUUUUUUUUUUUUUUUAAAGAGCAACAACCCAUGAGGAUUCCUUCCUUUUCAUCAACAAGAUUUUGCCAAUCUGAGCCCUUUGAAACGUACCAUUUUUGCCCAACGAGCUGUGCAGCUUGAGUCGAAAGAAUUGGCGACAAUAUAUCUCAAGAUCACCAGUGUGAGAUCCAGUAAAAAAAACAUUUGUCUUUAGGAAAAACCAAGCAGGCUCAAAUUGUGUUCAGUAACCAAACCUCUUCUGCAAGCAUGCCCGUUCAAAACUGGAGACCUGUGGAGAAACGACAUCAACCCAACAGCCAAACUGGGGGGAGAAGGAAAAAAAUCACUAUGGAGAAACUUGAAGUUGGAUUAAGGACUACAAUAUUUUCAUUUGCAAUAGUUUUCUUUCUCUUUUUUUUUUAAUACACACUUAAGUCAAGUACAGCAAAGUUAAUUGUUUUUCUUUGUUGCAGGAUAAACGUCAAAGAUAUGGCCGCUGAAAUGUACCAGAGAUCUUUCCUCCCGUUGUUGGACCGGUUUUCCCAGAGCAUCUUUAUCAACCUAAGCGCUGGGGCAGCCCUCCGUUGCAGGUGUUGGCUGAAACAAUUCGACUGGAAAAAAAUGUUGGAAGUGGACAGAAUCCAGAAUGAAGUUAUUUAAAUUUGCCUUUUUGUUGCAGUUUAAAUAAAGUUUUAAAAAGAGA
Fundulus heteroclitus (mummichog) is the source of this 2956-nucleotide messenger RNA. It is a transcript of the gene rbmx, whose product is annotated as RNA binding motif protein X-linked. Gene Ontology annotation, cellular component: spliceosomal complex. The record is from RefSeq and is a predicted model, not a curated record. Lineage: Eukaryota; Metazoa; Chordata; Actinopteri; Cyprinodontiformes; Fundulidae. Bases 293 to 1450 code for a protein of 385 amino acids. Gene Ontology annotation, biological process: positive regulation of mRNA splicing, via spliceosome. The transcript is spliced from 10 exons. Gene Ontology annotation, molecular function: RNA binding.